AUGGCGGAGCCCACGAAGGUGAAGGCUGUCACCGCCACCAUACGGCAGGAUAGGAGGAUCAACAGAGGAUCAACAGAGGAUCAACAGAGGAGGAUCAACAGAGGAGGGUCAACGGAAGAUCAACAGAGGAGGGUCAACAGAGGAUCAACAGAGGAGGGUCAACGGAAGAGGAUCAACAGAGGAGGAUCAACAGAGGGUCAACAGAGGAUCAACAGAGGAGGGUCAACAGAGGAUCAACAGAGGAGGGUCAACGGAAGAGGAUCAACAGAGGAGGAUCAACAGAGGGUCAACAGAGGAUCAACAGAGGAGGGUCAACGGAAGAGGACAGAGGAGGAUCAACAGAGAGGGUCAAGAGGAUCAACAGAGGAGGGUCAACAGAGGAUCAACAGAGGAGGGUCAACGGAAGAGGAUCAACAGAGGAGGAGGAUCAACAGAAGAGGGUCAACAGAGGAUCAACAGCAGGAGGAUCGACAGAGGAUCAACAGAGGAGGAUCAGCAAAAGAGGAGGUCAGCAGAAGGAUCAACAGAGGAGGAUCAACAGAGGGUCAACAGAGGAUCAACAGAGGAGGAUCGACAGAGGAUCAGCAGAGGAGGGAUCAACAGAGGAGGAUCAACCAGAGGAGGGUCAGCGGAAGAGGAUCAACAGAGGAGGAUCAACAGAGGAUCAACAAGGAGGGAUCGACAGAGGAUCAGCAAGGGAGGAUCAGAGGAUCAGCAGAGGAUCAACAGGAUGAUCAACAGAGGGAGGAUCAACAGGGAGGAUCGACAGAAGGGGGCAACAGGAGGAUCGACAGAGGAUCAACAGAGGAUCGACAGAGGAUCAGCAGAGGAGGAUCGACAGAGGAGGAUCAACAGGAGGAUCAACAGAGGAUCAACAGAGGAUCAACAGAGGAGGAUCGACAGGAGGAUCGACAGAGAAGUCAACAGGAGGAUCGACAGAGGAUCAACAGAGGAUCAACAGAGGAGGAUCGACAGAGGGAUCAAGCAGGGGAGGAUCGACAGAAGGAUCAGCAGAGGAGGAUCGACAGAGGAUCAACAGAGGAUCAACAGAGGAGGAUCAGCAGAGGAGGUCAACAGAAGGGAGGAUCGACAGAGGAUCAACAGGAGGAUCGACAGAUGAGGAUCAACAGAGGAGGAUCAACAGAGGAGGAUCAACAGAGGAGGAUCAACAGUGAAGGAUCAACAGAGGAGGAUCAACAGUGGAGGAUCAACAGAGGAGGAUCAACAGUGGAGGAUCAACAGAGGAGGAUCAACAGUGAAGGAUCAACAGAGGAGGGUCAACAGGGAAAGAGAAUUAACAGGAACACGAGAACAGUAACCUAUCUUGUCCACGAUACCUUCACCAGGCAAAGAGAUCGUCGAGAUGUCCUCAUCACCCGAGCCAUGUGUGGCUCAGACCACAGUAUGACACAGACCAUCGGCUCGUCAGAGCCAAGCUCUCACUUCACGUCGCCCCACAACGGCGAAGGCAAAAAGACUUCAAAAGAGGUUUUAACACCAAGCGUCAGGAGGAUCAAGCGGUAG
Molecule: messenger RNA, 1524 nt
Organism: Homarus americanus (American lobster)
Lineage: Eukaryota; Metazoa; Arthropoda; Malacostraca; Decapoda; Nephropidae
Product: spore wall protein 2-like
Exons: 3
Coding region: 1-1524 (507 amino acids)
Source: RefSeq, a predicted model, not a curated record